Penicillium subrubescens is the source of this 1083-nucleotide messenger RNA. RefSeq names its product proline racemase family protein. The transcript has a single exon. The coding region runs from base 1 to 1038 and encodes 345 amino acids. Gene Ontology annotation, molecular function: 4-hydroxyproline epimerase activity. NCBI's taxonomy places the organism in Eukaryota, Fungi, Ascomycota, Eurotiomycetes, Eurotiales, Aspergillaceae. The record is from RefSeq and is a predicted model, not a curated record.
AUGCCUUUUUCACGCUCAAUAAACGUCGUUGGCUGCCAUUCCGAAGGAGAAGUUGGCGAUGUGAUCAUUGGUGGCGUCUUGGAUGUUCCCGGUAAAACGAUGUUCGAGAAGCUUGUCCAUUUCGAAACGAACAAAGAUAGCCUGCGUCAACUGCUUCUCAACGAGCCUCGCGGCCGGGCGUCGAUGAACACAAAUCUCGUGCUUCCUCCAUGCGACCCUCGCGCCGAUGCCGGCUUCUUGAUCAUGGAGAGCGAGGAAUACGCGCCCAUGUCCGGAUCCAACAUCAUUUGCACCACGACUGUGCUACUGGAAACUGGGAUGAUUCCCAUGAAGGAGCCUGUUACUGAGGUCAGCUUGGACACCGCUGCCGGGCUGGUCACAGUCACUGCAGAAUGCAAAGCAGGGAAAUGCCAAAGCGUGGAGUUUGACAACGUCCCUGCCUUCGUUCUGGAACUUGACUAUAAAGUCAACGUUCCUGGAAUUGGCGAGGUAUCUGUUGAUAUUGCAUACGGGGGAAUGAUGUAUGUCUUGGUGGAUGCCGCUUCUCUAGGACUGAUGAUCAGCAAUCAACACGCUCGUCAGAUGGUUGAGAUUGCGGAGAGAAUCAAACGUGCAACGGAAGCUGCUUAUACUCCCGUGCAUCCCGAAAACCGUGGGAUCAAGGGGUUCAGCGUUCUAGAGUUCAUGGAGCCGUUGAAAAUAGAAGACGGGGUGAGAGUGGCCACGAAUGCUGUCGUCGUUUCACCUGGGCGAUUCGAUCGCAGUCCCUGUGGUACUGGAACGUGUGCUCGGCUAGCGGUGAUGCAUGCCAGGGGCCAGAUUCAAGAAGGAGAAGUAUUUAAGCAUCGCAGCAUCAUAGGCACUGAGUUCACUAGCCGGAUCAGGGGUACCACAACAGUCGGAAAGUACAUGGCUGUUCUACCAACCGUUAAGGGUCGAGCUUGGAUUACAAGCUUCAAGCAGGUCGUCCUAGACUCAACCGAUCCUUUCCCAGAAGGAUUUAGAGUAGGUGACCAGUGGCACAUGCCACCAAAUUAAGCAAUUUUCAAUCCCAUCUCAGAGUUGCAUGAAGGAUGUUCGGAC